UUCACUUUCUCGUAUCGGGCUUUUCAUUUUCUGGAAAUUUGAACUGUUUUUCUAAAAUGGGGUUUUAUUGAAUUCACAGAUGGGUGUUGAAAAGCGUGUAAAGAUUUGACUUUUGAUGGUAUACAUAAGUUUGGAGCUGAGGGAGGGAGGGCACACAGGCAGCCUAGCUAGCUAGGCCUUUCAGCUCUAUCUGUCGUCGAAAUUUAUAUAGUCCGUUUUGUGCAUAGCAUAGCGCCGCUCGUGCACUGCCCAAAAAUCCCUUUUCUUGAAUCGCCAGAUCUCGAGGUGGCUCCGCUUGCUUGCUUAGUACUUUACUUGUACGAAGCCCUUUAGUGCCUGCCGCUGCCUCUCAAUCAGUAAUGCGAAAGUUUUCACCUUUUCUUCGUCCGCCAUCUUCUCUUCUCUGCGUUUUACCUCUCCAUAAAACUACACUACUUUGAUUGGGUCAAUACAGAGAACUUAACUGUUGUUUUUGUAGUGUACAUAUGUACAUGUCAAAGCAGCGGCCACAAUCAUAGGAGGGGUCGGUGAUACUGUUUGAUUUUGCCGGUGCUGUGCAGUGAACUCGAGAAACACUGCAAGAAAUGCAGAAUUUUGAUGAAGGAGAAGAGGAGGAGGUGUUCUUCGAUUCCAUUGAGUGUUUGUCAUUGGAGGAAUCUGUGUUAGAGCAAGGUGAAUUUGGGUAUGAUCUUUGGUUGAAAGAGCCACAGAGUGUGAAGGAAAGACGAGAGAGAUUUUUGCGCAAAAUUGGGACUUCAGAAUAUAAGUUUGUAAGUGGUUCUGAACCUAUGCCUAUGGUUUCAGAAAGGAUUCAUGAGUGCUCAAGUGGAGCAGAAUGUAGUAGCUCUUCUGCUUCUUCACCUGUUGUCAGAAGAGAGGAAGCUUUGUCGUGUGCCGGGAGAGAUUGCAGCAGCGAUGCUCGUUGUUCGGUUGAUGACUGUAACAAUCAGGCUUGCUUGGAUGAUGAUGUUGUUGCUGAAAGUGCCCCUGCCUUGAAAACCAAGAAGAGGAGAUGGUGGAAAACCUUGCUGCAUAAGAUGAAAUGCCGAAAUGGUGCUGAUGUAUCCGAGGCGUCUAAACAAUUCUGUAAUGUAGCAGCAGGGAAAGGAGCUCUAUUAAAGGUGCAUCACAGCAGGAAAAAGUUUAUGGAAUUCACUGCAAUAUAUGCUGGACAAGAGAUUGGGGCUCAUUGUGGCAUAAUUAGGACAAUGAAGUUUAGCCCUGAUGGGCUGUACUUGGCAAGUGGCGGUGACGAUGGGGUCGUUCGCAUUUGGCAUGUCACCGCCAUUGAUGCCUCCUACAAACUUGUCAGGCACACGGUCUGCAGUCCCCACCAUCAAAGCAAGAAAUCAUCUCACACCACUGCUAAGCUCCCUGAGAAAAUCUUCCAAAUUGAAGAAACACCAAUGCAUGAGUUUCAUGGCCAUAAGGCUGGAGUUUUGGACCUUACAUGGUCCACAACCAAUUGUCUUCUCUCUGCAUCUAAAGAUAACACGGUUCGUUUAUGGAAACUAGGGUCUGAUAAAUGUCUUGGUGUCUUCCAUCAUAGUAACUACGUAACGUGCAUCCAAUUCAACCCUGUUGAUGAAAACUUUUUCAUCAGUGGAUCCAUAGAUGGAAAAGUACGCAUUUGGCGUGUGACAGAAAAGCGAGUUGCUGAUUGGGCUGAUGUAGAAGAUAUAGUAACUGCUAUAUGUUACCAGCCAAAUGGCAAGGGUUUUAUAGUUGGUUCUAUAUCUGGUAUUUGCAGAUUCUAUGAAAAAGGAAGUGAGCUUUCCUUAGAUGCCGAGAUACACAUUGGUGGUAGAAAGAGAUCAAACAGCAACAUGAUUACUGGCAUUCAGUUUUUGUUGAAUGAUUCUCAGAGAGUCAUGAUUACAUCUGGGGAUUCUAAGAUCCGUAUUCUCGAUGGGCACGAGGUUGUCUGUAAAUACAGAGGUCUGUCAAAAUCUGGAAGUCAGAUGUCAGCUGCAUUUACCUCAACUAGAAAACAUGUAAUAUCCGUUGGGGAGGACUCUCGCAUUUAUCUCUGGAACUACGAGGACAUGAGCUUCCAAGAAUCGAAGCAAGUGAAGUCAGAACGUUCGUGUGAGCAUUUCAUGUCAAAGAGUGUUUCUCUGGCAAUACCUUGGACCGCCGGGCAGGGUGCAAGAAAAAAUGACUUAAUAAGCUGUGGGAGUUCCAAAUCUUGCUCACAGUCACAGAUGCAAGAACAACAGCAAGACGCCAUGCCCAAGAUUCGGGAUUCAGAAAGGUUCUCCCUAGGAAGUUGGUUCUCCAUGGAUAUCUCAUCCAGGGGCUCUGUUACAUGGCCUGAGGAAGUUCUUCCUCUGUCAUCAUCCGAUGUGCCUACUGCAGAAAACGAGGAUAAUCAACGACAACGGGUGCAGGAUUACAAAACUCAGAUUCAGAACAGCGCGCUACAAUCUCCAGCCUGGGGUCUUGUUAUUGUGACUGCUGGCUGGGAUGGGAAGAUCAGGACAUUCCACAAUUAUGGAUUGCCUGUUAGGAUUUAGUAGUUAUGGUCUGCUUGACUAAAGAUCUCUCAACGCCAAAUCACAAAUCCAAAAUGCAUAUAUCAAGUGUUUAAUUUGUAAAGUUCAGUAGAUGCCACCCAUCCAGUUGAUUGAUAGUGUAUACUCAAGCUUUAGCAGAAUAUUAAUAAUCUCAUUGCUUCAAGCCUGAAUUCAUAUCAAA
Ipomoea triloba (trilobed morning glory) is the source of this 2697-nucleotide messenger RNA. RefSeq lists its product as uncharacterized. The record is from RefSeq and is a predicted model, not a curated record. NCBI's taxonomy places the organism in Eukaryota, Viridiplantae, Streptophyta, Magnoliopsida, Solanales, Convolvulaceae. Gene Ontology annotation, molecular function: protein binding. The transcript has 8 exons. The coding region runs from base 585 to 2516 and encodes 643 amino acids.